AUGUCUUCUGCAGCCGUCUUCCGCAACUCUGCCGUGCGCUCUGCUCUCAGAGCCAGCGCUCCCUCUGCCACCAAGCGUGCAGCUGUUGCCAGCACCACCUUUACCCGCGGCAAGGCCACUCUUCCCGACCUGCCNUUCGGCCAGAUCAUGGAGCUUCACCACUCCAAGCACCACAACACCUACGUGACCUCGUUCAACACGGCCUCUGAGAAGAUGGAGGAGGCUCGCGCAAAGAACGACAUCCAGACCCAGAUUGCUACCCAGCCUCUGAUCAACUUCCACGGCGGCGGUCACGUCAACCACACUCUCUUCUGGGAGAACCUCGCACCCAAGUCGCAGGGUGGUGGUGAUCCUCCAUCAGGCGCCCUCUCCAAGGCCAUCGACUCUCACUACGGUAGUCUCGAUGCCAUGAAGCAAAAGUUCAACGCCGCUCUGGCUGGUAUCCAGGGCUCUGGCUGGGCUUGGCUGGUCCAAGAUACCCAGACUGGUGCCAUCCAGAUCAGAACCUACGCAAACCAGGACCCCGUCGUCGGCCAGUUCAGACCCAUCCUCGGUGUUGACGCUUGGGAGCACGCCUACUACCUCCAGUACCAGAACAAGAAGGCCGAGUACUUCAACGCCAUCUGGGAUGUCAUUAACUGGAAGGCCGCCGAGAAGCGCUUCAAGUAG
Messenger RNA from Aureobasidium vineae, 669 nucleotides. The record is from the annotation of a GenBank genome assembly. Lineage: Eukaryota; Fungi; Ascomycota; Dothideomycetes; Dothideales; Saccotheciaceae.